AAAAGAUAACGUAGCCAUUAACUUUUAUGCAUUAACUCCUUCAUUUCUUUUUGUGCUCGUUUGGUUGAGAGAGAGAGAGGCUAUAUAUGAUGUUCCAACAAGAUUACCCUCAUGGCUUUUCACUCGUGGAAACAUCCUUAAGUUACGAAAUGUUGGAUUACUUUCAAAACAUCGUCGUUUCGAACUCUGAAGACGUGGCGUCACAGCAAAAUUCCAUUUCGUCCUCUUCUUAUUCAUCAGCGACACUCUCCUGCUCCAUAACAGAGCAAAAAUCUCACUUAACUGAAAAGUUAUCUCCUCUACGAGAAAGAUAUGGUUGCGGUGACUUUCUGUCGCGGAAGAGGAGAAGGAGAAGUGAAAAAACGAUUGUAGAUAAAGAGAAUCAAAGGAUGAAUCACAUUGCCGUCGAGCGUAACCGGAGAAAACAGAUGAAUCAUUUUCUGUCUAUCCUCAAGUCUAUGAUGCCUCUCUCUUAUUCUCAACCUAAUGACCAAGCAUCAAUCAUAGAAGGGACCAUUAGCUAUCUGAAGAAGCUAGAACAACGUCUCCAAUCUCUCGAAGCCCAAUUAAAAGCUACUAAACUCAAUCAAUCACCAAAUAUAUUUUCCGACUUCUUCAUGUUCCCUCAAUACUCCACCGCCACUGCCACUGCCACCGCCACUGCCUCCUCAUCCUCCUCGAGCCACCACCAUCACAAGCGACUAGAGGUGGUUGCUGACGUGGAGGUUACAAUGGUAGAAAGACAUGCCAACAUUAAAGUGUUAACGAAGACACAGCCAAGAUUGCUCUUCAAGAUUAUCAAUGAGUUUAACUCUUUAGGUUUAAGUACUCUUCAUCUCAACCUCACAACUUCCAAAGACAUGUCUCUCUUCACUUUUAGCGUCAAGGUAGAGGCAGAUUGUCAAUUGACGCCUUCUGGUAAUGAGGUCGCAAAUACGGUGCAUGAAGUCGUUAGAAGAGUUCACAAGGAACGUUGAAUUUUGUUUACAUACUAGCUAACUUUGAAAUUCUAUUUUAUUGUAUAAACAAUCUCUUAUGUGUGUAAUUUACAUAUAUACAAUUAAUUAACAUUAAAGUUGUUUAGUUUUUUUUUUUUUUUUGUUGGUUUACUGAGUUAAUAACAUUGUGUUGACGUCUAUUAAAUUGAGGAUAUAAAAUACAAGCAUGAUGAAUUGA
Molecule: messenger RNA, 1176 nt
Organism: Arabidopsis thaliana (thale cress)
Lineage: Eukaryota; Viridiplantae; Streptophyta; Magnoliopsida; Brassicales; Brassicaceae
Product: basic helix-loop-helix (bHLH) DNA-binding superfamily protein
Exons: 3
Coding region: 87-977 (296 amino acids)
Cellular component (GO): nucleus
Molecular function (GO): protein dimerization activity
Source: RefSeq, marked reviewed